AUGACAGGAGGAGCUUUCUUUGCACCCUCCGGAGCCGACGAGGAGUAUGACUUGGAUGAACAGGGUAACGAAAGACAUUCAGUACAGUGGAUAGGUACUGCGCAAGUCAAGGGACCGAAGUGGGCAAAGCUCCCUCUAUUGACGGUCGGAAUGCUGGGUAUACAGUGCGUCUGGUCGAUCGAAAUGGGCUAUGCCUCACCAUAUCUCCUCGAAUUAGGAUUAUCCAAAUCAUUCAUGUCGCUGGUAUUCAUGGCGGGACCAUUAUCAGGACUGAUCGUCCAGCCUCUAAUUGGUAUAUUCGCAGAUAGGUCAAGAUCGCCUCUUGGGAGAAGACGUCCAUUCAUGCUGGCUGGGUGUGCUAUAUGCGUAUUUGCAAUGAUGAUGUUAGGCUGGACAAGGGAGAUAUCAGGUUUGGUCAACGGUGGGAAAUGGUUAGCUAUAGCUUUAGCUGUAUGGUCCAUUUACUUGAUUGAUUUCAGCAUCAAUGCUGUGAUGUCUACGGAUAGAGCAUUGGUGGUGGAUACUCUACCUCCGAGGGAACAGGAAGAAGGGAGUGCCUGGGCAGGAAGGAUGUUUGGGUUUGGUAGUGUUUUUGGUUUUUUUGUCGGGAAUCUCGAUUUACCGCCGGUAUUACCUUUCCUAGGCAAAACACAGUUACAGAUAUUGUCAUUUAUGACCAGCGCGAUACUCGUAAUCUCACAUACUUUCACUUCUUGGGCUGUAUCUGAGCGAGUGCUAUUACGAGACGAUCGCCCACAAUCGCAAAGCAGUCUCAAGGCCAAUCUGAAAUCAAUAUGGGAUAACAUGUUCUCCCUCCCACCGGGAAUACGGACAAUUUGCUUCGUACAAUUUUUCGCCUCACUCGGAUGGUUCCCUAUAUUGUUCUUCACGACGGUUUGGGUUUCCGAAAUUUACAAAGCCUCAGUACCGAUCCCAGAAGGUAUGGACGAAGCGACAUUCGCAGCCGAUGCCGUCCGAUCAGGAGCAAGAGCCCUGCUAUUGCAGGCACUGGUAAAUAUAGUCACAUCGAUAGGUUUCCCAUUUUUAGUAUCCGAAUCGGGCGUACAGCCGGAAUCGGCUUAUACAUACUCCUCAGACGGAUCAACGUGGCAGAUACCUUUCAAAGGAUUGACUCUGAUCAAAGUUUGGUGGAUCAGUCAGUUUGUCUUUGCAGGCGCUAUGGCUGCUAGUUGGUUCGUGACUACUGUUAGUGGCGCCUACUUUGUCAUUGCUACUACUGGAUUCUGCUGGGCUUUAUCCCAGUGGGCGCCAUAUUCACUCCUUGGUGAACUCAUUCUGAUCGACGGAACUAUUGAUCGAUCUUCACCUUUAAGCAUCAUGCAAUCCCGCCCUUCAGUCGACAUCCGUCAUUCCAUCUCAUCCAAUCGUUAUUCCUACGAUCCACCAAGAGAUCAAGCGAGCUCUUCACACCCCCUUCCGAACGAAGCCUCUUUCGUGAUCCAUGAAAGUGAUGAUGAAGACUCUCCACCAGAGAGUAAGGAAAAGGCGACAGCUGUCGAUGAAAAUGACGAAAAGGGAAACAAAAGGCUAUCAGGUGGAUUAUCACCAUUGAUCAUCCAAGGCGAAACGGUCGGCGAACCUGAACCGGGAUUAGGAUCAACGGUGAUCCUUCGACAUUCCGAUGAAUAUUCUCGAUCGGACAUAUCGGAUGAUGACGACGAGGAAGGAGCAGACGAUGAUCAGAGGAGAAUAUCAACACAGAGUGGACGUCGAGCUAUAACGCCAUCACCUACUUCACCACGAACUUCAAGUUCUGCUACGCGAACACAGGAAAAGGGACAAAGUACAGCUGACAAAGCAGGUGUGAUAUUGGGUAUACAUAAUGUUUUCUUGGUAUUACCUCAAUUCGUGGUUACCUUCUUGUCUUCCAUUAUCUUUUAUUUGAUGGAACCUGAAAAAGGUCUUCCGGCCCAUCACCCACAUACGACUAUACCCCUUACAGGCAAUGUGACCGAUUCAUCCGCAGUCACCGAAGGGUUAGAAGGUGUGGUAGCUGGUUUAGGGGAAGAAGUGGUAAAACGAUUGAUAGUUGGGAGAGCCGAAGGGAUGGUCGAGGGAGGAUCUCCUGAUGCGGUAGGAUUGAUAUUUAGGAUAGGAGGUAUGAGCGCUGCGAUUGGAGGGUGGAUCUGUUGGAGGUUGAGUAGAAAUUGGGCCAGAGGAAAGGGUAUAUAA
Messenger RNA from Kwoniella mangroviensis CBS 8507, 2193 nucleotides. RefSeq lists its product as uncharacterized. The transcript has 9 exons. The record is from RefSeq and is a predicted model, not a curated record. Gene Ontology annotation, molecular function: sucrose:proton symporter activity. Gene Ontology annotation, biological process: transmembrane transport. Bases 1 to 2193 code for a protein of 730 amino acids. Gene Ontology annotation, cellular component: plasma membrane. Lineage: Eukaryota; Fungi; Basidiomycota; Tremellomycetes; Tremellales; Cryptococcaceae.